Girardinichthys multiradiatus is the source of this 3263-nucleotide messenger RNA. RefSeq names its product golgin subfamily A member 4-like. The record is from RefSeq and is a predicted model, not a curated record. The transcript is spliced from 2 exons. Lineage: Eukaryota; Metazoa; Chordata; Actinopteri; Cyprinodontiformes; Goodeidae. Bases 1886 to 3241 code for a protein of 451 amino acids.
UAUAAUCCGAUGCGCCCUAUAUAUGAAAAAAGUUCUAAAAUAGGCCAUUCAUUGAAGGUGCGCCUUAUAAUCCGGUGCGCCUUAUAGUGCGGAAAAUACGGUAAUCUAACACAUUAUAAUUUGGGAACCUGCUGGUUUCAUGUAAUGAUGUUUGAGUUUCAGUAGGUUUAACUUUAAAGACAAAAGUCUCCAUCUAGUGGCUUGCUGUAGAAGUUGCAGUUCACUCUGGAUCACUAAUGUUUACUUUUAAUUUAAUAUAUCAAGAUGGAAGAAUUAUCUGACAAGGCCAUCUAUAGAGGUUUGGUGUAGCAGCAGAAAGGGGUUUUGGCAUAAAAUGUCACUGCUCUGUUAUUUUUCUUAUACUGUGUUUUUAAAAAAUUUGUCAAGUUUGCACAGAAAUACUUUAGCUAAUGUGAGCAACACCACCAGACAUUCAAAGUCCUGUUUGUGUGUCUGUGACAUAAUAAUUAUGUAACUCAUGUAAUUCCUAAAUGUGUGAUUUAAAUUAAAUAAAACUUAAAUACAGAUAAUGCACUGCCUAUAUUUAGAGUAAAUCACUUGCAAGAGAUAAAUAGACCUAAACAUAAAAUAAAGCACUGGAGAUUAGAGACAAUAAUAAAGAAUGCAUACACUCUUCAUGUUCUAAUGUUUGUAAAUCUUCACUAAAACCUAAAUUUAUAAACAACGUUAUAAACUUUUAGACUUUUAAAACUUUAAUUCAGUAACUUAACCUCACGUUGCUCUUUUCCACCUUCUGAUAUGAGUAUUAUUUCCAGAAGGUGGCACCAUACCCAUUCUUCAAAUGUUUAUACUGAGUUCAUAGACAAAUGUUUUAACAAGGUGUGGGUACAUUUGUGUCUAUUCCCCUAUUCCUUUCCCCUCCAAUUAAAAUCCAAGGCAUCUAAUUGCCUUUAAAGUCACCUAAUAGCUAAAUAUGGUUUACUUGCCUGUAAUGACCCCAAACAUACAUGGUUUAGAUUAAAUUAUACUCAUGAGUUAGAAUGGCCCAGUCAAAGUCCAGACAUGAACUUGAGUUAUUUUACAAAAAAGAAAGGAUAAAUUUCAGGCUCCAGAUGUGCAAUACUGGUAAGCACAUGCCCAAAAAGACUUGCAGCUGUUAAAGUUGUUACAGAGAACUGACUCGGGGUGCUGAAUACAAAUGCUCACCACACUUUCAGAAUGUAAAAUCUUUUGAAAUGUUCCUUCCAUCUCAAAAUGUUGUGCUACUUUCUGUUAGUCUAUCACAUUAAAUAAACUGAGGUAUGUGGUUGUAACAUGACAAAACGUGAAAAAGUUCAAAAGAUAUAAACAUUUAUAUAACAAUUUAAUAUGCCAGUAUAACAUCAUGAAGAGCAUUUAGUUUAGCUUUUAAAAUGACAAGCUCUUCUUUUAGGUCACAAUGAAUCUAAACUGAAUAUCUGUCCAGCAAUUAGACAUUUCAAUUUUCCAGCAAGUUAAAAACAGACUACACUGCACAUUCCUCAUUUAUAAGAAUGAAACAUUUACAAAUGGCAUCUUGGCUUAGUCAUGAAUAAGAGUUGGAACAUUAAACCCGGACAAGAUUGCUCUAGUUAGCUGAAGGAUAAAGGGCGAAAUCUCAAUGUGCAUCCUAAACCUAAAACUAUUGCGAUUUUUUGUCCAUAGUAGAGUUCUAGAACCCUGGCAAGUAUGACAGGACUAUGUGAUGACACUAAAGGAAAAAUUCUAUGAUGUCACUAGUGAGGCUGUCUAUGUGAGGUCAUCAGCUCUAUCUAUGUAACAUAGUUCUGUCUUUUUCUCAUUACUUGCUCUUUCGCUGACCAGAUCAGACGUACGCAAAGCUCUUUUCAAGUCAACCGUUAAUUCGUAGAUCAACACCGAUUUUAACAACCAUAUUUGUGGAAAAAUGGCUCAUCAAAUGCCGAGAUACCACAAUGGAAAUAUGGGACCCCAGGCAAGAUGGGGAAAUCAACAUAAUCAGCACGCCCGGUUUCAUCCUCCACCUGUACAUUUCUUACAAGGAGAAAUCCAAAGACUGAGCGGUCUUUUGGAAAUGGAGAGAGCGAGAUGGUUUGAAGAGAACCAAAAGGUAGCCUGCCUGGAAGCAGAGCUGGAAGAGACAAAAUUCCAGUGGAGAAGGCAAAAACAUCUCAAAGAAAUGUAUAUCAAUAAGGGCAAAGAGACAAAGAGGGAACUUGAGAGAAUAGAGAAAUUUAGUGAUCCAGCAACUCUUAACCCUGCGGUCAUCGCUUCCAAGGUUCACAACAACAUGAAAUACAAGAAGAAAAAGUUGUUGCAAAAAGACUUUGUAGAAUUAAAGGUGGCCCACACCCUUGACCAGGAAGCAUUUACGUCACAAAUCCAGGCAGAAAAAGAGAAAAAUAAUGCCUUUCAAGAAGAACUGGACAAACUCAAGACUUCCUACGAGGAGCUUCGCUCUAAAUGUGAAGCUGACGUUUCUGCAGGGAGGCAUCUGGCCCAGAUGCAGACGUUUUGUGAAGAGAGGAUUGGUGAGGAUCCACAGCUCCUUGAGAACCUGAGAGCUGAGAAGGACGAUUUCUAUCAAAAAAUGUCACAAGAGAUCGCAUUUCUGCAAGAGAGGGAAAAGGGUUUGCAGAGAGAACUGGACCAGAUCAAAGUUUCACACCAGGAACUCAACUGUAAGUAUGAAAAAGAUGUUUCUGCACUGAAACAGAAAGCUGAAACAUAUCAGCAAGAGAUCAGUUGUGAGAAAAAUGUUAAUUUGGAAAGAGCAAACAAGGAUCUACAGCUUAUCAACAACCUAAGAGCUGAAAAGGAAAACCUCUACCAAAAAAUGUCACAAGAGAUCACAUUUCUGCAAGAGAGGGAGAAACAGUCAAAAAGUGAACUGGUCCAGGUGAAAGUUUUAUACCAGGAGCUCAACUGCAAGUAUGAAAAAGAUGUUUCUGCAUUAGAACAGCAAGCAGAAACAUAUCAACAGGAGAUAAUUCACCAGACAAAUGCUAAAUCAGAGCAGGACCUUAAGCUCAUCAAUGAACUGAGAGCUGAGAAGGAAGAUCUCCAUCAAAAAAUGUUACAAGAGAUCACAUUCCAGCAACAGAAAUCAACUGAGACGGUGAAACAUCUCCAAUGUCAACUGGAGCAGGUUAAGGUUUCGUACCAGGAGCUGAAAGCUACAUAUGAAAUUGAUGUUCUGGCUCUAAGACAGCAAGCAGAAACAUUUGAGCAGGAGCUAGAGAAAGAGAAGCUACACCUGGCCUGGCUCUGUGUCUACCUGUGACAGCUUUCUGGAGAGGGGAAUC